This is a messenger RNA of Didymodactylos carnosus, 357 nucleotides long. The record is from the annotation of a GenBank genome assembly. Lineage: Eukaryota; Metazoa; Rotifera; Eurotatoria; Philodinida; Philodinidae.
AUGAUUUGCGGUCAAGAUACAGAUGGAGGUGGUAAUGUACAAAGUGGUUGCGGUGCUGCGUUUAACUGGUCACAAGCAUCUGCUUAUCGAGCAUCGCUAAAUGAACAACCCAAUUUCGAGAAGUUUAUUCGCGAAGCGCCUAGACGUGGACGAUCGUACGAUGAUCAGUUAAAUUGUGGCUAUAUCUACAGUUGUGAUUCCUGUAAACAGGAUGUUGAUACAUUUCUAUUUUCUUGUAUACACUGUCGAAGCGUAAGUUAUUGUGAAAAAUGUGAGCAGAACAAUACGCUAAGGCAUCAUCAACAAUAUCCAGAUCACAUCUUCAAAUUAACUACACCAUAUAAAAAUAAAUCUUAG